This is a messenger RNA of Guillardia theta CCMP2712, 927 nucleotides long. RefSeq lists its product as hypothetical. NCBI's taxonomy places the organism in Eukaryota, Cryptophyceae, Pyrenomonadales, Geminigeraceae. The coding region runs from base 1 to 927 and encodes 308 amino acids. The record is from RefSeq and is a predicted model, not a curated record. The transcript has 5 exons.
AUGCAGGAAAGGGCGCAACGGCAGGAGAGGUUGACGGAGCAUGAAGUUUACUCCUCUGGUGAUCAUGGUGACGGGGAUGAAGAUAAACAUGGACGGGAGGGAGGCCAAUACUUGUCCAAAGACCUGUUGAAUCGUCAAGUUCAGUAUAGUUCUACAGAUUUCAAGAAAGCCGUGUACCGCAUCAAGACACGAUUGUUGAAAUCGCUUCAAGACGAACACUGGAUUAGGAACUCAGUCACGAAACACUUGCAAGCAAGCUUUGAAAACAGGGGAAGGAGCAAGGAGCUGAAAGAUGAUUCCAGCAUACUUGGAAACGUCGAAGAUGUCUUUGCGCAAUUCAAUCUAGAGCGAGCAUUCAGCGCUGCCUCCUUCAAGACUCACGAGGAUAAAAAGCGCGCUCAUUCGCAGGUCGGUGAAAGCUCAGCGUCAAACGAAGAAACUUCAAUUGCAAGGACGGGUGAGAGCGAAAAAAGCCAACAGCAGGAGAAGAGCCCAAGAGAGGGGUAUUUGGUGAACAUCGGACUCGCGACCACUCGAUCUUCUUGGAGUCCAGCAGCACUAGCUGCAGCUUUCUUCGAGAUAGCAACGACGCCGUAUCAAGAGAGCGCAAUCGGCGACUUAGAGGUACGGCAAACAAGUUUUGCCCCUCUCGCGAGUGGAUCUUUGAGUCAAGCUCUCAUGGACUACGAGCUGCCGCUCUGGGCAAAGGGACCUGGAAAAGCCAUGGCAAACGAUUACCCAUCCAUCGUGAAGGAGAAGAACGGGAGUAAAACAGUUUCAGCGAGAAUUUGGAUCUCGAAUGAUGAAGGCAAGCCUUUCUCGGAGACAGACAGGAAUGUCUUGAUCUAUGCAAUCUCCAAAGGUUUGGUCUUACCACUCAGCGACGUUAGCAUACGAAGCGUGGAGAUCGUAAUUGAUCAAAGCUGA